Molecule: messenger RNA, 1146 nt
Organism: Trypanosoma rangeli
Lineage: Eukaryota; Euglenozoa; Kinetoplastea; Trypanosomatida; Trypanosomatidae
Exons: 1
Coding region: 1-1146 (381 amino acids)
Source: RefSeq, a predicted model, not a curated record
AUGGGCUCGCUCGCAAUGAACGGGGAUGUCAUUUCUGACGAGCUUGCGUUGAUAGGCAUAAAAAAAGAGGUCAUGCGGUCUCUUCCCUUCUGGAAGUCGUUUGCAGAGCUGCGUGAGGCAUACCGCCGGAAACCUAGGGUUGUCUCGUGUGAUGUCGUAAUUAAAAGUCGUAGGACAUGCUCCCAUUUCGUGGGCGUUGACGUGCUUUGGGUGCAGUCAGACGUUGUGCUCGUGAGCUGGCGGAGGCCAACGAAAAGAAACCGCACAAAAGAACUUCCCUCUGAGUACGUUGAGAUGCAGCUAAGUUUUGGGUCGAUGCAUUUUGUUCACCAAAACGCCCAUGUUAGCGGCGGAGACCAUAGCUACGACCUGCAGUCAGUGGUUUGGCUGCAGCGACCGGAACAACUGCAGUGUGUGGCGGGGAACAUGCUGCACUUUGCCUUCCUUGUCUACGGUAUGCUGCACUUUCCUCAACGGAACAGCUCCGUCACCGCGCCGCGUACCAUUAUUCCCCCACCUACCUCAGCUGUGUUAGUGCUUGGAAUGGGUGGAAAUAGCAUGGAAUGGGGACUUCGUUAUAUACUGGGGGAAGAGGCGCACAUUUACAUUGCCGAAAUAGAACCCGCUGUAGUGAGCACAUGCAGAUUUGCUGGUCUUUUUAAGGAAAGCGCGAAUACACAUCUUUGUCUAUGCUCUGCGGAGGAAACCAUUCAAAGAUGUCCAGAGAAGUGUACUUUCGUCUUCAUGGACCUUUUCGAGCCGCUCGGUGGAAACAUGAUAAAUACCAUGCCCCUUAUCCAACAGGCCUUUGACCUUCUAGCCCCCGAUGGAAUUCUUCUUAUUAAUGAACACAGCAUUCCUACCGUGGAACACCUUCUACCCCUGCUGCACCUAUUUGGGGAUUACAAUGUGCAGUACAUCAACAUUCGUGGAUGUAAUGAAAGCAUUAUUGCCGCCACAAAACCCGGUAGUGAUACGGAUGGCUUGGGGAACAGAUGCUCCAAGAGACUUGCAGAAGAGGUUCUAAACGCCUUCGAGGGCAUCUUUCCUGGCUGGAUGCCAGGGAAAGACUACAUUAAGCGGUCAAACGUACUCUACGCAAAGUCCCACACGCUGCCACUCCGUGCACGUCAGUGGACAUCAUAA